UGACCUAUUACCACCGGAAGAACUGGUAAAAAAAGGCACGUGCCUUAGGCGUGCCUAAAAUUACCUGGUUAAUGGACCAACUGUCCAUAUUUAAUUUUUGACCGUUAUUUUCUCCAUUAAAAUCCCACCCCCACACAUCUCUCCUCAUCUCCCUGCUCACAUCUCUCCUCAUCUCUCUACUCCUCUCUCUACUCAUAUCUCUUCCUGCGUUCUUCAAUGGCGUCGAACACCACAACUGGCUCUUCUUCUUACAGGUCUAGGUCCACAAGGUCGAAAAGUGGUGGUCAGAUGGUGUGUUAUCAUCAACAAAUUGCGCCCAUUAGGGUUGUUAGGGUUGAAGGGCCAACAAAAGGCAAACGGUUUUAUGGCUGCGCUUAUUGGCCUGCAACCUGUGGGUUCUUCAAAUGGGCAGAUGAGUUGGAUGAUGUGGGUGAACUCCAACAUGGGAUAUUUGUAAGGGAUGGGUUUAUUCAAGAACUUGAAGAUCAGAAUAUUUUGCUGAGAGAGAAAAUAAAGAAGUUGAAAAUGAAGCAGGAAAAGUUGGUGGAUGAAGUUGAGGAAAUGGGUAUUGCCACAACUGAAACUCUGUAUGAGUUGAAAUCCAACACCACUGAGAAGAAGUUGUUGUUUGUGUUCAUGUCUUGGGUUUUUUUUGCAAUUAUGUUCUUGUUGAAGUAA
Molecule: messenger RNA, 678 nt
Organism: Beta vulgaris subsp. vulgaris (sugar beet)
Lineage: Eukaryota; Viridiplantae; Streptophyta; Magnoliopsida; Caryophyllales; Amaranthaceae
Exons: 2
Coding region: 217-678 (153 amino acids)
Molecular function (GO): zinc ion binding
Source: RefSeq, a predicted model, not a curated record